This is a messenger RNA of Dermacentor silvarum, 2063 nucleotides long. Its product is annotated as endothelin-converting enzyme 2-like. Gene Ontology annotation, molecular function: metalloendopeptidase activity. Gene Ontology annotation, biological process: protein processing. Gene Ontology annotation, cellular component: plasma membrane. Bases 1 to 1959 code for a protein of 652 amino acids. NCBI's taxonomy places the organism in Eukaryota, Metazoa, Arthropoda, Arachnida, Ixodida, Ixodidae. The transcript has 9 exons. The record is from RefSeq and is a predicted model, not a curated record.
AUGAACGGGACUUUGACGAGGCAGAAGCUCAAGCGCAAGCGUGCCUCAAAGAAGCACCCUCCGGGAUUGGGUACAUCACCCGGGUCUGUGACACUACUUUCCGGACUCUCCCCCGACUCGUGUUCUCCGUCCAAUGCGGCGUCUUCGGUUCCGGACAGCGCACAGCCAAGCAAGGAGUCCAGGAGAGAUCAGUAUGACAAGCGCAAUCGAUCGACGUCAACUGGGCAUGCAAGCAGGACACUUGGCAUUCAAGCCACUGUCGGCCGGUUGGUGCCGUCUCGCAAGACGGCCUCCAUUUCCGUCUGCAUCGCGUUGACGCUCGCUGCUCUCAUCACGUCGAGUGUGCUUUUCGAGUGGCUGGUGGCCAAGACCUGGAAAGCCCGCAUCACCUGCGAGUCGGACGGCUGCAAGCUCCUCAACGCCAUGUUGGUCGAAGCGCGCAAAAAGAGCGUCUCGCCCUGCGAAAACUUCUACCGCCACGUGUGCGGCCACUGGCCGCUCAAGCACUCCGGGAUGUCGGUGUACCAGUGGCACGUCAGCGCCUUCCUGCACCGGCUCGGCCAGUUCCUCACACAGACAGUGGUGGGUGACCAGGCGGACCCGACUGAGAAGAUGGCGCGCUUCUACCAGACCUGCGUUACCGUCUUGGUGGACGGGCGGGACCAGAUCGCCGAAUUCCGGCGCGCCUUCCAUGCCACGGGCAUAAACUGGCCGCUCAUUGGUCCCCCCGAUGUGGACGAGGCCCCCACCGACGCCUUCGUGGUGGCUGCGAAAGUCUUCGCCUCCUUCUUCCUCAGCUCGCUGCUCGAGAUCCGAAGACAGCUGACCUUUACCGGCGAGGUAAACAUCAUCAUCAAGCCUGACAAGGGCCUCGGGGUCUGGCUACGGAACCGUGCCCUGCUGUUGAAGGACGGAGUCGCAUCCAGCGCUUACCGAGACUUCUAUGAGCAGGCGCUUUCCGUUUACCACGACGGGUCAAGCGGUGCGGUAGCGUUUUCCGACUUCCUCGACAUUGAGAACAGCGUCCUCGCCCAGCUCCAGAUCGAGGACCGCUACGCCAGCCAAGUCGUUCUGCAAAGCGUGAAUGAGCUUUCCCGAAUCAUGCACGAGGACAGCGCUUCGGGACUUCUAGAGUUCUUCAGUGACGUGUACGAGCUUCCCGAUACUGCGAAAGUGAGGGUGGAAGGAACGGAAUACGUGAGCCGCUUCGUGGUCCUCGUCGACGAACUCGGCAAGGACAAGGUGGUCUUCUACCUCGGCUGGGUCAUCAUGCAGGGCCUGUGGCGAGCGAUGGAUCGCCGAACGAACGUGCAGUGGUACCAUUACUUCGGCUCCAGGGUCACCGCGGACAUCAUGCGGCCCCAGGAGAUCGACUGCCUCGAGCUGACCGAGCGCUUGCUCGGCUGGUCGCUCUUCUACCGCUUCACUCAAGUCACGAGCAGCGAGAAGACGACGGCCAUCGUGACUGACGUGGCCGAGAAUUUGGGGCAGAUGUUCAGCGACUAUCUAGCGACCAACCAGUGGAUCGGCGAGGUCAACGUCACCGAGAAGACUUUUGCGGACUUGCUCUACCACAGCCAACGCUUUAACGACGUCACGCUGGCAGCGCGGCUGGCCAACCUGACCGAUAUGACCGACUCGCUGCCGGCCAACUGGCUCGCGGCGGUCAAGAUGAGGCGCUCGAUGCCCGACGACGCCUGGAGCGACAUGUCCACUUACUACGUCUGGCGGCUGCGAACUGCGACCAAUUACUCGGUGUACGACCGCGAGCGGCUCAAGCUGCGUCCGCCGCCGAUAUACGGCUUCCCGCCCCUCCUGGGCGAGGAGUCUACCGAGGCGGCAAACUACGGUGGGCUCGGCAGUCUGAUCGGAGCGGCCGCCCUCCAUCUGAUCGUCGACCUGCCAGCCGAUUCCUGGCCCAUCCUUCAUAGCGGGUGCGUUCCACGUGGCCAUGUCUAAGGCUCAUCAUCAUCAUCAUCGUAACAGUGCCCGUGUCGCCCGGUGUGUCGCCGCAUUGAGGAAGCCUCCCAGCGGAGGGGGUCGUUCCCGAGCAGCCAUGUACA